Sardina pilchardus (European sardine) is the source of this 3586-nucleotide messenger RNA. It is a transcript of the gene ppp5c, whose product is annotated as protein phosphatase 5, catalytic subunit. Lineage: Eukaryota; Metazoa; Chordata; Actinopteri; Clupeiformes; Clupeidae. The record is from RefSeq and is a predicted model, not a curated record. The transcript has 13 exons. Gene Ontology annotation, molecular function: protein binding; hydrolase activity. Bases 155 to 1741 code for a protein of 528 amino acids.
AAGUGAUUGCAGAGUAACGUUUCUAACGAUGAUCAUACAAGUAUUCUGAUAUUUCUUUGUGCAUAAACAGAACGUGUGCAAAAUCACAAAAUACACUUUCAAAGGAGUAACUAAACAACUGAAAACAGGCACUCUCUCUGCUCUUUACUGCUGCAUGAGAGCACAAGGCAGGCACAAACCUGGCACAAACCAAACCCAGAGAAAGAUUUGCGACGAGUGGGGUCUUCACGCUGUAGAGUUUGCGACGGUGCCCUCAACGGCAAUGGCGAGCGUGACGGAUAGCGGCAGUGAGAAGAUGGCGGAGGAAGAACGGAAUGCCAAUGCCGAGAAACUCAAGGAGAAGGCCAAUAAUUACUUUAAAGAAAAAGACUAUGAGAACGCAAUCAAGUAUUACACGGAGGCGAUCGAGCUUAACCCCACCAAUGCCAUCUACUUCAGCAACCGCAGCUUGGCCUACCUGCGCACCGAGUGCUAUGGCUACGCCCUGGCCGACGCCACCAGGGCGCUGGAGGCGGACAAGAACUAUAUCAAAGGCUACUACCGACGGGCCACUUCGAACAUGGCGCUGGGCAAGUUCAAGGCCGCGCUCAAGGACUACGAGACGGUAGUAAGGGUGAGGCCCAAUGACAAGGAUGCCAAGAUGAAGUACCAGGAGUGCAACAAGAUUGUCAAGCAGAAGGCCUUCGAGCGGGCCAUCGCCAGUGACGAGCUUAAGAGAUCGGUGGUCGACUCCUUAGACAUCGAAAACAUGACAAUUGAGGACGAGUACACGGGCCCCAAACUAGAGGAAGGGAAAGUCACGUCGAAGUUUAUGAAGGACCUAAUGGACUGGUUCAAGGACCAGAAGAAGUUGCACAGAAAGUGCGCCUACCAGAUGCUGAUCCACGCUAAAGAGCUUUUAUCCAAACUUCCUAGUCUUGUUGAGAUUACACUUAAAGAGACAGAGAAAAUCACCGUUUGCGGUGACACACAUGGUCAGUACUAUGACCUCCUCAACAUUUUUGAGCUGAACGGUUUACCAUCUGAGACCAACCCCUACCUGUUUAACGGGGAUUUCGUUGACCGCGGCUCGUUCUCGUUAGAGGUCAUCCUCACACUCUUCGGCUUCAAGCUGCUCUAUCCCGACCACUUCUUCCUGCUGAGGGGUAACCACGAGACGGACAAUAUGAACCAAAUGUACGGCUUCGAGGGUGAGGUGAAGGCCAAGUACACGGCACAGAUGUUCCAGCUGUUCAGCGAGGUCUUCCAGUGGCUGCCACUUGCACAAUGCAUCAACGGCAAAGUGCUGGUCAUGCACGGAGGCCUGUUUAGUGAGGACGGCGUCACCUUGGACGACCUGCGAAAGAUCGAGAGGAACAGACAGCCUCCAGACUCCGGUCCCAUGUGUGACCUCCUGUGGUCGGACCCACAGCCUCAGAACGGCCGCUCCGUCAGCAAGCGCGGCGUGAGCUGCCAGUUUGGGCCGGACGUGACGCAGCGCUUCCUGGAGCAGAACAAGCUGGACUACAUCAUCCGCAGCCACGAGGUCAAGGGCGAAGGCUACGAGAUCACCCACUCAGGGAAGUGCAUCACCGUGUUCUCAGCGCCCAACUACUGUGACCAGAUGGCUAAUAAAGGAGCCUAUAUCCACCUCAAGGGAUCUGAUCUCAAGCCAGAGUUUCACCAGUUCACUGCUGUGCCUCAUCCGAAUGUCAAGCCCAUGGCGUACGCCAACACCUUGAUGCAGCUGGGAAUGAUGUAGAGGCCACGUCGCGUCUGUCCGAGUCUUCGUCUCAGUCUGCUGGACCCCAGUUGGACAGCAGCUGGUCACCUGCUCUCUCCUCCGUGCACUCUAGCCCCUCCCCCCCCUUCUGCCCCACCCUCCCACCGUCACCAACCUCCCAGACAGUCCCUGCAGCCACUAGACACACUCUCAUUCCAGGUUUUGCAGUAGUGGGGUCUCUAGAACACACACACACACACACACACACACACACACACUCACACUCCCACACACACGCACCCACACACAUUCACACUUAAACACACACAAUCUCCCACACACUGACACACACACUUGCAUAAACAAGACACAACAACAUAGACAAAGGUGUGUACGCACACAUAUACCAGGCUCAGUUUACAUAUUGUUUUGUUUCUGGAUGCUGGGGUGCUAACUCUGAGUAGCCGAGGGUUUGGGAUUGUGCUUAUCAAAGCUGUAUUGGCAAAGUAGGAAUCAGCCCUUGUUUGUCAGUAUACACCAGAGUAUGGAGGGGUGUGGGGGACAUAGUCAAUUUGUCUUUUCUCCCUCUCUUUCUUUCUUUCUUUCUUCCCUCUCUCUCUCUCUCUCUCUCUCUCUCUCUCUCUCUCUCUCUCUCUCUCUCUCUCUCUCGCUUGUGCCCUCUCUUAUCUUCUGAACUCAUUUGGAGCUGCUAGGUUUUUUCUGGUCUCAUUGCUAGACGUACUCCGCUGUGACGUUACACAGCCAGAGCUGGAUUGUACCAAAGAUCUGAUGUGGAUUUAUGGGGAAGUGAAGAUCAGAUCCCUUUCCUUAAACUGACGCCUGACACCCCACCCCUCCCCACCCCAUCCCAAUUCCCUCCCUCCAUCCAAUCAUCCUUCCGUUCAUCCUUCCGUUCAUCCACCCUUGUCCAAUCGUACUCCAGGCUCUCCUAAAACCCUGCUCAUCCCAGCCCUGCAGAGAGAUGGAGGGAUGUGUGUCUGUGAUUCCGCAGCUUUCAGAGCCAUAAUUUGCUGCCAGCACUUCUUUUUUUUUGAUUGAUUGACUGCAAUUAAACUAAACCUGUGCUUUCGGUGUUACCAAGUUCACCAAGUCAUCUCAGGAGAAUGUUAGACACACACAUGCGUGCGUGCGCACACACACACACACAGACUCGGCUGUUUUGUUUUCCUCGAGAGUUGGUAUCUGCUCAGCUUGACCUCCACUCCUCCUCCUCCUUGUUGUUUUGGCUCUCGGUCACGCAAGAGAGGUGUUUUGUUUUUCUCCAGUCAUUGUGGUGAGACGAUAGGCCAGAACACACCCACUCUGGGCCAGAAGCCCAGACGACACAACUGACCAUCUUUGUAGUAGCACUUAACAGCACUUGGCGCGGCCGCCGGCCACCUCUGGAACCAGCUCUCUGGGUCAGCACAGUAUUAACCACUGAGUCCAUCUCCGUUCUGUUGGCAGCUAUCACACACAUCUCUCGUCCUCCCUCCCUCCCUCCUUCCUUUCUGCCUUCCUCACUUUUCCCCCUUUUCAUCCUCCUUUGUUUCUCUUCCGUAUGCACCGAUGAUGCUCUUCGACCCUCAGUGUAUAUGUGUGUGUUCAACAGUGUCCUCAGCAGUAAAUGUACCAAUAUAGACAAAUGAGCAGACGUCCAGAGACCUACCCCACCAGCCACACCCUCCCUCAAUAUCUCUCUCUCUCUUCUCUCCUUAUCUCUCUGUCUCUCUUAAAAAGCGCACAGCAGUUGUUCCCCAUGCUCCCCUUUUUAGAUAAUAUUAUAUACACAAAUGUGUAUGUAUAUAUACUGUAACAUUAAAAAAAAUUCCUGUGUACAUGUUUGAAAAAAAAAGUUAUUAAAAAAAACACCAGUCCAUUGAU